UAUGUGUACGCUCUGGUUCUACUUGUCACGAGUAAAUUAGUUUGUGCUCUAGUAAGCGAAGGCCAAGUCUUUUCGGGUGUCCAUGACGGGUGGAAGAGGGAGCAGAUCAAACAGCGUAUCCUCCAGAUGUCCGUUGUUAUCCCUAGCAUAAAGUCUUUCCACGAGAACAUGAAACUCUUCUCCAUCGCGAUUCGGAUCAUCAGAUCUUACUUGCUUCCGGAUAAACCACGGGCCCCCUUGCUUGAGUCGCUAAAGGACAACUGGAAGCUACCUGAUAAAUCGCUUGUUGAGUUUGAAGAAGGGAAAUUCCGCGCCAUUCACUCCCCCCUUUCCUUUGACGUAGCUUUCAAGCAAGUGUUCCUUGCCGCCGUGCGUAGCUUUCCCGAGCUCUCGGACGAAACACCCAAAGUGGACCCUGGAGACAGGAUUCGUGCGGCCAUCAGGCCGUCGACAGUCGCCGCUUUCUACCAAAGAGCUUUCCUGUUGGGCUUCUCGAGCGAGGCGAUGCGAGAAAGGGGUUUGGGGAAUGAUCGGCUUCGGGGACCCCGAUAUUUUACCACACAGGCGUCUGAUGGCCCUGCGGAUGUCGAGGCUACUUGUAUGGACCGCCGAUGGGGAAGGCCCUAUGCUAGAAUAUAUCGGCAAAUCCAGCAAGUGGCAUUCCUUCCGCUUCUGGCGCAGAAAAUGCAGACGGCGACUUUCCCAACGGUACUUUACCUUCAGUGGGAUUUCGUCCGUGCCUUCUUAGGGUCCUUUACACUCGAGCCCGGCUCAGACAACCAAGUCAUCCCACUUUCCAGUCAGCGUCGUUGGGAAUUAGAACGCAUCGAGGAGACAGAAGAAGGCGCGGCUCAAGACAGCAUACUUAACCCCGCCAGUCCGGACAUGGAGCAAAACGGCAUCGAACUAACGGGGUAUUGUACGGAUAUUGUUAUGGGUGGAGGGGAUGAGGGGGAUAUCACAAUGCAAGACUUGGUGGUGGAAGACGUCGAGAUGGCAGAUUUUGACCAUAAUGAUAGAGUGACCGAAACCGUCUUCUCGACUAGGCAAGACUUACGGAGUUUCGAUCACCAAUCGCCCGGGAUCUGGUCAGCGGUGAGAUCUCAAGUACCGUCUUUGGACAUUGGAAACCCUCAGCAGCCCGAUUAUGAGACAGGUUCACCAUCUUGGUCUCCCGACACCUCUGCAUCCUACAAAACGCCAGGAGACCACGGCCGAGAGAGGCAUGUGUCAAGACAACCUUUAACGUAUUUAGGUGUAAAUGGACAGGAUGGGAGCGUUGCCCUCAUCAGUGUUGUAUGGGAAACAGCCCGAGCACUCCGCACCAAGUCCAGCAUCGGACUUUCGGUCGCAAGUUCCGUCACUUUACCGGUUGAGCCAAAAUUCUCCGCGAGGGUUCGCUGA
Molecule: messenger RNA, 1404 nt
Organism: Hypoxylon trugodes
Lineage: Eukaryota; Fungi; Ascomycota; Sordariomycetes; Xylariales; Hypoxylaceae
Exons: 3
Source: RefSeq, a predicted model, not a curated record